This is a messenger RNA of Opisthorchis viverrini, 1173 nucleotides long. RefSeq lists its product as hypothetical. The record is from RefSeq and is a predicted model, not a curated record. The coding region runs from base 1 to 1173 and encodes 390 amino acids. The transcript has a single exon. Lineage: Eukaryota; Metazoa; Platyhelminthes; Trematoda; Opisthorchiida; Opisthorchiidae.
AUGCAAAAACCGAAAUGUUGGGGACUUUCGACUUGCAGGUUUGAGAACAAACACGCAAGGACUGGUUAUGUCUUGAACCAGAGAAAAGUUAAACUAAAAAACAAGCUACGUGAUGAGGAUAAUUUUGACUGUGAACGUCAGCUGAACAGUUGGAGAGCCACAUGUCCGACUUGCCAGAAAACAUUCAAACAAAGUAUUCCAUUACCUGAAAAUGAUUUCGUUUCCGUUAAUCAGACGAACCCACGUUCUUUGAAUCAUAAUUUGCAACCUCCCUCUGGUUGUAACCUAAUACUCAAACACGAGCAUUCCACUGCUUCUGUACACCACUCUUUGACUGACAGCGGAAUUUUCGUGAGUGCCGAUUCUAGUUUCACCGAACAAAGAAUGAAGCACGAAACAGAUUCCCCCAAUUUCAGUCACAUUCCACUGAGCACUGAACCGCCUCCAUCACCAGCACCUCCACCGGGGCUGGUAGUCCCACACAUGUAUAGUACGACACGUCCUACAUAUCUCACUGCACCUUGGACUCCCAUAUUAGCGAAUAUCAACCAACCCUAUAAUGACCUUGGAUCCUAUGAACCUACAGUCCCACCGGCAAUGUUUCCCAUCUUUAAUAUAUUUCAGUCAGUCGAGACGCCUUCAUCAGUAGCAUCAUUAUCUUCAUCCAGCACGGCAUCUCUAAACACCCAACCUGCAGCUGAAGACGAAUCAUCGCGAAGCUCAUCCACCCCAUACCCAAAUGAUACCGUUUUUUCUCAGUCAAACGUAGAAACAAUAGAAUCUGAAAGGAAGGUAGAUAAAGUGUGUUCGACCUCACAACAACAUAUCAGACUACUUGAACAAAGCUUCUGUGCACAAACUGGACGAAACAUUCCGACACUCACUGUGGCGAAAUGCGUGCAAAACUUGCGACAAAACCUGAUCAUUUUGGCCGAGGCUAAGAAGGUGAUCAAUCGACAGAUGGAAUUGCUUCGGGAGUCUUACAUGGAGAUGACCAAAGGUCAGUUGUCCUCGAAAUCACUUCACUCUAUUGCUGCUUCCUCAUCCAUCAGUGAACCGAAAUUUGGCCGUUGGUACAGUCUACAAACACUACAAGGAAGCCUACCUGGUGUUCAGCAUGAAACGGAAUUUGAUAUUCUGCAAAAUUUGUUCGACCUGACUCUCACAAGUUGA